UUAACCCCACUCUGCCCCCCGUGUAGCUCAGUGCCAGCUGACGCCCGGGGCCCUGACGGCGUGCCGGGGACGGGACCGUCUGAACACAGUUAUAUACCCAUCAGAAACUGUAAGAACCGCCCGUACAUGAAAGAAAGAUUAUUCACGCGUUGUGGUCUUACCAGAGAGGCUGAAGUGAAGCAGUGUAGGUAUUGUGAUCAAUGAGGAGCGGGCAGUGAUGGGAUGCCCUCCCAGCUCAUCUACCUUACUUGUUGACAUCUUACGAGAAAUAUGAAGCAAGAAACAACAAGACUCGUAUAUCCAUGUGUGAAUAUAGGUAACAACGAGCAGACACACUUAGAUUAUGAUGCUCCAUCAAGAAGACCUCAACCUGGCCAAGGGUUGUGGAGAAACACUUGUCAGCCGGGUUGUGUUUUGCCAUUAAUUACACGUGUAAUUACCUCUUGCCAACCACACUGUACAGGAGACUAUAUAUAUUCCUAGUGGCUUAGCACCGUCUGCUAAUAAUUACCUUGCCUUACAGUACAGACAGAAGUGCCUAGUUGUGGCAACAAUCUUGUUUUGUUAAUACUCCGAGUCGUUAAUACCCUCCUUCGGGCCAGAAAUAUAUUAAAGUUACCACACUUGCAGCUCAUUAAGACACAUCUAUGGCAACUGAAAAGCCAAUAUAAUUGGCAGAAUGAAUUUGCAGUUUAAACUAGGAACACUUCUCUGGUUUAAACGUGGAAGAUUGUGGGAGCCGGGUGUCUCGGUGAGACAUUUGUGCCUACGCUCCGGUGAGAAGCACUCGUGCCUACGUUCCGGUGAGAAGCACUCGUGCCUACGUUCCGGUGAGAAACACUUGGGCCUACGUUCCGGUGAGAAACACUUGUGCCUACGCUCCGGUGAGAGACCCUCUCAACACACCCCCAAGUCUUCACCACCCUGGGACAUAAUGUUUUUUGGAACUGAUGACUUUUCUCUGCAAAGUUUAAGUGCCCUCCACCGGGAGCAGCAAACGAGUGGCCUUGUGGGACGAUUGGAUGUUGUAUCGAUUUCCAUGAAGAAAAUUAUUCCCUCUGUUCGAAAAUAUUGCCGGAAAGAAGGUAUCCCACUUCAAGACUGGCCUGUUACGGUGCCACAUGGAACUUAUGAUGUUGGUAUUGUAGCUUCAUUUGGGCAUCUUAUCCCAGCUGCUGUCAUUAAAGCAUUCCCAAUGGGCAUUCUCAAUGUUCAUGGUUCACUCUUGCCACGAUGGAGAGGAGCAGCACCGACUAUUCAUGCUGUUUUAAAUAAUGACCGAGAAACUGGAAUAACAAUAAUGAGAAUUGAACCUCGCAGAUUUGAUGUGGGAAAGAUGGUGAGCAAAGUUACAGUUCCCAUUUCCUGGGACACAAAGAGUGGUGCAUUAACCAAACAUCUUGCUCAUGUUGGAGCCCAGGAGCUAAUAUCUGUGUUGGAGAACCUAACAGAGAAAUUACGAACUGCCGUACCACAAACUGAAGAAGGGGUUACUAAAGCACCUAAAAUUAGUGAGGCCUCUUCUAAGAUUCACUGGCACUGCUUCACAUGUCAUAAAAUCCAAGCCAUGUACAGGGCCUUUGAUGACUACUUCCCAUUAUGGACAGUAUGGCAUGGUACACCAAUCAAACUUAGAGAUAUGGUUAUGCAAGAAGAAUGGUCACAUUCACAGUUAGAUGUACAAGCACAGCAACAACGUGAAGAUAAAAGAGAACCACAAUAUAUCAAGGAAGGUGAAGCUCAUAGCAGUGAACUGAUCAAAGAAAUUAUUAUGAAAAACAGUGAGGAACAUUUAGUGACGAGUAAACAUGAAAUCAUGAGUACUGCAGGGAUGAGUUUAAAUGAAUAUAACACUAGAACAGAAAACCAUAAUGCUGAGAAUGUAAAAAUAUGCCUUCAUGGAACAGUAGCAUUUGAUAAAAAAUUGAAAGUGCUGAGAGUCCUGUGUUUGGACGGACCACUUGGAAAUGGAAAGAGUAUUCUGCACCUCGACUUACAAGAUUACUCUGCACAUUUGGUGAUGUUACAUAGCCUUCCUGGUUUGGUGCCUUCUUUUGAUAAUUAAUUACUUAAGGAUACUGAAGCACCUACUGUAGAUAAGAUUUAGUUGGAUUGCACUUGACAAGAAACUUAUAGCAAUUUCCUCAGAUCAAGAUGCUGCUCAAUAAUCUUGAGACUUUUACUUUUGGACAAUUCCACUUGUUUUCUUGUGAACUUCUGUUUAGUGGCUUCUAGUCAUGUGGGUAAAGUAGCUGUUGAUGAUCUAAUUUUUGAAUUCCCAGGUUGCAUACAAGAUUGGGAAUAGACCUAUGCAGAUCUACAUUUGUUUUAGGCAAGAUAUCCAGGAUCAAUAGGUCAGGUUAACAACAGGGUUUCAUCUAACAGGCAAUAAUGUGGUAUUCUUACAGUUUCUAGUUUUGUGGAGGCAUCCUUCAAUUUUAAUGACUGUGUACAUACAAGUUCUUAGUUGGCAUUUGUAUCUGAAAGAAUGCACGCGUCUUCGAAAUUGGAGGCCACACGGGGCUAUCCUCACCCAAAUUGGCAGAGGGAAUGGUCUGGGGUACAGGAUGAACAUAGGCUGGUUAGGGUCACCAGACUUCAAUAAGGUAACAGCAGGCCAGGGUCACAUUCAGACCAACAAAUUUUUGCACUACCCUCCAGCUACACGGCUUAAUAUUUUUCAAACUGCUCAAAACCAUUUUUUUUCUUUAUAGCAAUGUGCACUGAUAUCUGGAAAAUUAUCAGCACUUUCUUGCUGUCCACAAUUUGCCCGUACUCACAACAGACGAUUCUUCCUCAGCUGCCAAGUUUUCUCAAGCCUCGGCAAGUUGUUUUCUUCCCCCCAUACUACAAAGAUCCUUUCAUUGGCAACCACCCACACAUUAGACAAUUAUAUAUUGAAGCAGAGACAUGAAUAGAUCAGUGGAUUGAUACAGAUAAAUACCGAGAUGGAUAGAUUAGACAUAUGGGAGAGAGAGAGACCCAGGAAAUGUUGGAUACCACACCUAGUAUACUAUAAACCCAGAGUUAGGGGUUUCCCUUAAUUUGUCUAGCCAUAAGGUUAGACAGACAUUUACUGCAUUUACUAAUUUCAUCGAACUCAGCCUUCCUGUACCCUCGAAUACCAUGUAGUUUAUGCUGAAGUAGACAUGGAAAGUCAAAGUAGGGAUUGAGUAUAAUUUUGGUUUGUUUUAAUUUUCCAAAAUUUGUUCAUCUUGCAAAAACUGGAGACUACUAGGUUACUGUAUAGAAAAAGUUUUUAUUUUUUUACAUUUUAAUUGUGAUGAGUUAUGAGAUCACAAUCAUACCAGUCUGGUAUGAUUUGUAAUUAUACAAAUAUUAAGAUUUUGUCUGGGUAAUGCAGAUAGAACUACAGUAAUGGCUGAACAAUCCAGACUCUUGAAAGAGGAAAAUGCCUUGUACGGUUUAACUUUUACAUAACAAAGUAGCAAAAUGAAAUUGACAUCAGUAAAAACAUUAUGGAUAGAAAAAAUAUAUUUUUUAAACUCUCCUGUACUAAUGUGGUUCAUAGGAUUAAAUUUUAUGUACAAAAUUUAA
Molecule: messenger RNA, 3558 nt
Organism: Procambarus clarkii (red swamp crayfish)
Lineage: Eukaryota; Metazoa; Arthropoda; Malacostraca; Decapoda; Cambaridae
Product: methionyl-tRNA formyltransferase, mitochondrial
Biological process (GO): conversion of methionyl-tRNA to N-formyl-methionyl-tRNA; biosynthetic process
Cellular component (GO): mitochondrion
Molecular function (GO): methionyl-tRNA formyltransferase activity
Source: RefSeq, a predicted model, not a curated record